Molecule: messenger RNA, 1991 nt
Organism: Triticum urartu
Lineage: Eukaryota; Viridiplantae; Streptophyta; Magnoliopsida; Poales; Poaceae
Source: RefSeq, a predicted model, not a curated record
CUCGCAAUAGGCCUGCCCCACAUCUUCCUUCCUCUUCCUCCGCUGGAAAGGAGAGGAAAUGGGAUGGGAGUGAGAGUAGGGUUUACACUCUCCUCCGAUCCCUAAUCAAAGGAGAGAAGCACUCUCCUCCGCUCCGAGCGGCGGCGGAGAUACCCUCCUCUCCCACGGUCGCCGCUGUUUCUAUCUCCCGGUCGUGCUCAAGCUGAAUUUGCUCAAUGUAGGACCUACCAGAGGCUCUGGUGACAGAGAUUCUCAAGAGGAUCACCAGCACAAGUGAUCUGAAUUCUCUUUCCCUUGUGUCAAAGCAGCUCUACAAGAUAGAGGGGAAUCAGAGGGGUGCUAUCCAUGUUGGUUCCGGUCUUUGCACUGCUACGAAAGCACUGACAUCAUUGUGCGCCCGGUUCCCAAAUUUGCGGAAAGUGGAAAUCGAUUACUCUGGUUGGAUAUGUGGACAUGGAAAGCAGUUGGACAAAAAAGGCCUUUCUGUGUUUUCAUCUCACUGUUCCUCGCUGACUGACCUCACCUUAAGCUUCUGUUCAUGCAUUGAUGACUCUGGGCUUGGUUGUUUAGCUUAUUGCAAGACAUUGGUGUCUCUCAGGCUGAACUCCACACCAAAAAUAACAUCAUAUGGGCUUCUCUCGGUUGCAGUUGGUUGUACAAGUCUAUCUGCUCUCCACCUUAUUGAUUGCGAGAAAAUCGACAGUGUGGAGUGGUUGGAAUACCUUGGUAGGGAUGGAUCGUUGGAAGAGCUUGUAGUGAAGAAUUGCAAAGGUAUCAAUCAUCAUGACUUCCUAAAGUUUGGUUCAGGAUGGAUGAAGCUCCAGAAGUUCGAGUUUGAGAGGAAAAGAGGAAUAUAUGAUUGUGUUCCAGGUGAUGUGGUUUAUGACUCCUCGUACGAUGCUCACAGCAUGGAUAUAUGUGAUUUCUGCUGUGAGAGUUUGAAGGAUUUAAGGUUGGCGCAUAUUAAAACUUGGCCAGAAGUAGGGCUUCGUGUUGUCCUAGGGAAGUGUAAAGCAUUGGAGAAGCUUUGCCUUGAGUAUGUUCAUGCCCUAAAUGAUAAUGACAUGAUUGCAUUAUCUCGGAGCUGCAGCAACCUUAAAAGCAUCUCACUUUGGCUUGACCCGCAGAGGUACUCUAGUGAUAUCAGCUAUUGUGAAACCAGGACAUCAUUUACUGAUAACAGCCUUUACGCUCUAGCCCUCAACUGUCCAAUGCUUCAGAUCGUAGACCUCAGCUUUACAGGAUGUGCUGCUGACUGGCCAUCAGAAAUAGGAUUCACACAACAGGAUUUUCUGGUGCUCAUUCAGUCCUGCCCUAUUCGUGUUCUCGUGCUAAAUACUGCCAACUUCUUUGAUGACGAGGGGAUGAAGGCCCUGUCAUCCUCACCAUACCUGGAGACACUCGAGCUUAUAUUGUGUGAAGCGGUAACUGAUGCUGGGAUGCACUUCAUUGGACAGACCCCACGCUUGAGUAAUCUCACACUUCGGUUGUGUCAUGAGGUGACUGAUGUCGGAGUGGCUGAACUGGGACAUGCACAUAAGUUAGAGUCUUUGAUUAUCGAUUGUUGUAGCAAGGUCUCUCUGCAAGGGGCGGAGGGUGUUGCCAAGUCGGUUCACUACUCCAGCAACUUCUCAGAUGCCCUGAUGAAGGCAAUUUGUCUCGGCGCCUAGUGAUGAAGUGGUCUCCAAAAUUUUCAGUAUGAAUUUGCGGCUGAAGCCAUUAAGUUAUUUAGUGUGCAUCAUCGGACAAGGCUGUGCGUUAUCCAACCUAGAUCCACUUGUCUGGACUUUCUAUUGCCUUUUCUACCUUUACUGCUAUGAUUUUUUCUGUAUGACAGUCUAAUGAUGAUCUUUGGACGGCAUCUGGUGAAUGAAACUUUAAUAGUAGGCACCACUAGUGUACUGUAAUUCUUGUUGCAUAAUUUCUACUCUAUAGCUGUUUUGUAAUCCGCACACAUCGUCCCCAAGAUUCCCUGUUUUGCUGUUUGGUUU